CAGAGGCACAUGGCGCAGGGUGGCGGUGUAGGCAGCAGCAAUGGAAGGCCAUACAGCACCCUAUCACAAAAUGGAACCCACCAACAGUGUAAGGAGACCUGAAAGUGGCACAUGGCAGAGUCUGGCGAUGAAGUCAGCAGCAAUGGGAGGCCGUACAGGGACCCAUGACACACUCUGGACCUGGCAGCAGCAAGAGGAGGCGGUACAGGGGCCCAUGGCAGAUAUGGACCUGGCAGCAGCGGUGGCGGUGGAGGCAGCAGUAUUCGGAAGCCAUACACAGGCCUAGGUUAAAAAGCGGAAGCCGUCAGCAGCGUGAGCAGACGACAGAGGCACAU
Staurois parvus is the source of this 335-nucleotide messenger RNA. The record is from the annotation of a GenBank genome assembly. Lineage: Eukaryota; Metazoa; Chordata; Amphibia; Anura; Ranidae.